GUAACGCAAGUCGCCUGAGCUAGCGUGCGAUGCGCUGCGGGCGUCAGGGUCCCCAUUAAAGACUGCAUGCUCGCGACGCGGGUUUGACGGUCACGGCAGGACAUGUUCGCUAUGAGGGAGCAGAUGCUGGAAGGACGAUAAGGCUGGAUGUACCAUCACCGUUAUGCUCACCCAGAACGUCGAGUUGCGCAGGUUUGGUGCUGCGCCGACGAUAGUGACCACAGGUUGCUACGUCCGGGAUAUCGAGGACGAGCUCGACGCCGAAUUCGGCGGCACGGCCGCCCGGCGAGAACUCGAGAAGGGGCUGCUGUCGAAGGUCCUUAACUUUGUCCGUCUGCCGCCCUUGUCGAUCCUAAUCGCCCGUAGAUUGAUCGCAGCAAUGCCGAGCACGCUGCACGUCUCAAGAUAGGCCCCAUCGGCUGACAUUCAAGAGCGUUUGGUCUCUUAGUGCGGCUCGAUUGCGAGGCUUCGAGGAAGACCUGGGCUUGAAAGGACAACGUUCAAACGCUACGCGACCGCAAGCGGUGUGGAUCGACGAGUGGAGUAGGUUCGGGUGUUUGUCCCACUUUAAAAGGUGUUCUCUAUUC
Phanerochaete carnosa HHB-10118-sp is the source of this 587-nucleotide messenger RNA. RefSeq lists its product as uncharacterized. Lineage: Eukaryota; Fungi; Basidiomycota; Agaricomycetes; Polyporales; Phanerochaetaceae. The record is from RefSeq and is a predicted model, not a curated record. The coding region runs from base 164 to 409 and encodes 81 amino acids. The transcript is spliced from 2 exons.